AUGAAGAAAGCACAAGUGGUUAUCAUCCCUCAUCCUGGUUUGAGCCACCUUGUUUCAACUCUUGAGUUCGCUAAGCUUUUAAUCAACCGUCAUAACCGUAUUCGAAUAACCGUCUUAGUUAUGAAAUUCCCAAACAACACUGAACCUCAACCCGAUCUCAACAUUCAAUCCGAUUCACUUCACCUCAUCAACCUUCCUCAAGUUUCACUUCCUCCAAACAUCCAUCGACGUUCCUCCGUCGUUAACGCUCUCCUCGAAGCUCAAAAACCAAACGUAAAACAAGCCGUCUCUAACCUCACUGCCCAAGAACAACAACAUGGACCUCUCGCUGCUUUUGUUGUCGACAUGUUCGGCACUACCAUGGUUGAUAUUGCCAAAGAAUAUUCCGUCCCUGCGCUCGUCUUCUUCACUUCCGGCGUUGCUUUCCUUGGUUUGAUGUUUCAUCUUCACACUCUUUUUGAAAGAGACAACGGCGCUUUGACUCGGUUUCUGCAGCAGAACGAGUUGGCCAUCCCAAGUUUCAACAGCCUGGUUCCUUCAAACUCGUUGCCCAGUUUUGUGCUGCGUAAGGAAUGGGAAUCGUUUUUUAUAAAUUUUGCAAGUGGCCUCAAGAAACCAAAUGGCAUUAUAGUAAAUUCAUUUGAAGAGCUCGAAUCACAUGCAGUUCAAUCUUUUUCCUCUCAUCCUGAUCUAGCAGGCUUACCAACUGUAUAUCCGGUGGGACCGUUAUUAAACCCUAACCUCAAAAUAGAUAAAAUCGUUGGAUCGGAUAAUAUCAUGAAAUGGCUUGAUGAUCAACCUCCUUCGUCGGUAGUUUUUCUCUGCUUCGGGAGCAUGGGUUCUUUCGACGAGGAGCAGGUUAAGGAGAUAGCACAUGCUAUUGAAAAUAUUGGUGUUCGCUUCGUGUGGUCUCUGCGUAAACUUUCGUCGAAAGGCUUUAGGCAACCGCCGUCAAAUUAUUCACUUUCAGAAUUGGAAUUGCUUCUACCCGAUGGAUUUUUAGAUCGGACUGCUGAAAUUGGAAAGGUUGUUGGUUGGACCCCGCAGGCUCAAAUACUUGCCCACCAAGCUAUAGGAGGAUUUGUUUCGCACUGUGGUUGGAAUUCCAUACUGGAGAGCAUAUAUUUUGGUGUGCCUAUUGCCGCAUGGCCUAUUCAUUCAGAACAACAGACAAAUGCUUUUGAAUUGGUGUGUGAGUUGAAGACGGGUGUGGAGGUUGCAUUGGACUAUAGGGAGGGCUAUUAUGGCGAGCGUAACUAUGUUGUAACUGCAGACAAGAUUGAGAGAGGAAUAAAGAGUGUGUUGGAUAAGAAUGGAGAGGUAAGGAAGAAAGUGAAAGAAAUGAGCGAAAAGAGUAAGAAAACUUUGUUAGAAGGAGGAUCUUCUUACUCUUAUUUAGGCAAUUUGAUUGAUUAUAUUAUGAAUCAAGUAUCAGAUUAA
Molecule: messenger RNA, 1440 nt
Organism: Lathyrus sativus (Indian pea)
Lineage: Eukaryota; Viridiplantae; Streptophyta; Magnoliopsida; Fabales; Fabaceae
Source: the annotation of a GenBank genome assembly